Molecule: messenger RNA, 679 nt
Organism: Meloidogyne enterolobii
Lineage: Eukaryota; Metazoa; Nematoda; Chromadorea; Rhabditida; Meloidogynidae
Source: the annotation of a GenBank genome assembly
UUUAUCGUCAAUGUGCGACCAAAAAGAGGAGGAAGAAUUGAAAUACCAUCAAGAGUUUAAGGAGGAAGAGAAGAAAGAAGUUGUUGAAGAAAAUCAAGAAGAGGAAGAACAAGAAGUUGAGGAGGUAGAACAACAAGUUGAGGAAGAGGAAGUUGAAGAAGUAGAUGAUGAUUACUCUUCAAUUUCUCUAUUUCAAAUUAUUAUAAUAGCUGUAGCUCUCUUCUUGGCUACAAAUGGCCCUACUAACUACCCUCUUCUUUGGAAUCAAUUGACUAAUCCUCCUGCUGAUUCUCGUCAUGCAAUUAGAAAUGGCAAUAGUGGAACUAUUCCAGUUAGUCCACAUACUGUCUUAAUACCUAUUCAAACAAUCCAAAUGAGAGAAUAUGCCCUUGGAGUGCAACAAUCGUUAGAGACUAACGUAGCUAAUGCUGAGAAUAGAAUUGCAUUGGUAAACAGAAUGUUUGGGGAUUUGGCAUUGGAUGAUAAAAAGUCUGGUGAGAUGGCAGAAUUACUUGUUGGAAUGAAUAUGACCAACGUAAAGAAUUACUUCCUUCAGUUGCAAGAUUUUUCCCUUAAAAAUUUUCGGAAUGAAGUUGGUGGCAAAGAAUUACAUGAAAAGAUUAUGGAACGUUGGAUUAAAUUUGUCGAUAACAUUAUACACAUUCAUAAACAAUUGUAA